AACAAAUUAAUUCAAAAAAUUAGGUCCGAACCACCGUAGACCUUAUUCUAUGACCGUAGACCGUUCACACCAACUUGUCAGACUGACGUUUAACCAAACAAAUAACCUCCCCUAAUUUUGCUAAAAAUGGAGCCAGAGGAGCACUUACUGGCUUUGAAAGUUAUGCGUCUUACGCGCCCCACUCUGGCCACUCCUCUGCCAGUGACUUGCGACAGCAAGGACUUGCCCGGUAAUUUGCUAAAUGUUGCCCUUCAGCAGGACGCUGCGUCGGUUAAAGGCACCGAAACGUUGUCUAUAGGCCAAUUUUUGCUGCUACCUCAAAGUCCAGUUAAUAUUUAUUUAGGCGAAACGUUUUCUAGCUACAUUUGUGUGUACAAUGAGACUCAACACAUUGUUAGUAAUGUUAGUGUUAAAGUGGACUUGCAGACCACUUCUCAGCGAUUGCCUUUAUCCUCGAAUCCUCCAACCCCUCAACUGACCCCUGAUGACACUGUUAAUAUUGUUAUCCAUCAUGAGGUCAAAGAAAUUGGAAAUCACAUUUUGGUGUGUGAAGUGUCUUAUCAGAACGCAGUAGGAAUUCUUAAAUCGUUCAGGAAAUUUUUCAAAAUUCAAGUACUUAAGCCGCUUGACGUCAAAACGAAGUUCUACAAUGCGGAAAACGACGAUGUUUAUUUGGAGGCCCAGGUGCAGAACAUCACCACAGGCCCCAUAUGUUUGGAAAAGGUGGCCUUGGACGCGUCCCACCUCUUUAAAGUUACGUCCUUGAAUGUGACACCAACAGGUGAGAGCAUUUUUGGCAAAACAACCCUUUUAAACCCUCAAGCUGUUUGCCAAUUUUUGUACUGCCUAUCACCCAAUGAAAAAUUGUCUUCCGAUUUGAAGAGUUUAAGUGGGGCCACAAACAUUGGCAAGUUGGAUAUAGUGUGGAGGUCGAAUUUGGGCGAAAGGGGCAGGUUGCAGACAAGUCAGCUUCAAAGAAUGGGACCUGAUUAUGGUGAUAUAAGAUUAUCGAUUACCGAAUUACCUAAUUUCGUAGUCUUGGAAGAGUUGUUUGCGUUCAAAUGCCGGCUGGUUAAUAAUUGCGAAAGAAGUGUUGAGUUAAUGAUGUAUUUGGAUAACUCAGAUGGCUUGGCUUGGUGUGGCAUUUCUGGCCGUAAGUUAGAAGUGUUGCCACCACACUCCACCCGAGUUUUAGAAUUUAAAGCAAUCCCCCUUAUUCCGGGCCUGCGAACCCUUUCCGGGAUCAAAUUAGUCGACACGUUCCUCAAAAGAACUUACAACUACGACGAUCUAGGUCAAGUCUUUGUGAUAGUUAAUGAUAAUGUUGGAAAAAGUAUUUAAUAAGUUUAUUUAAAAUAAAUUGUUUCUUUAACAAAAA
Molecule: messenger RNA, 1378 nt
Organism: Tribolium castaneum (red flour beetle)
Lineage: Eukaryota; Metazoa; Arthropoda; Insecta; Coleoptera; Tenebrionidae
Exons: 6
Coding region: 127-1341 (404 amino acids)
Cellular component (GO): TRAPPIII protein complex
Source: RefSeq, a predicted model, not a curated record